AAUAUUGUAUACGUGAUAAUCAACAGUUUAUUUUAGGUUCCGCAAGACAACUGAAGAGGACAAGUUUUUACGGGAAUAUUUAGUGGUUUAACUGUUUAAAUUGAUUUUCUGAAGAUGGCAUCCCAAGACGUUAUAAAAGACCCUCUUCUAGUCGUUGCCAUUGAUUUUGGAACAACGUUCAGUGGUUAUGCCUUCCAAUUCAAACAUGAAUAUUCGAAAGAAGACCCCACUAACAAAAUAAGCGCACCUCAGGCCUGGAAUGAUGGGAAAAUGCAAGUGGCGUCAAUGAAAACACCCACGUGUCUGCUGCUGAAAAAUGACGGAGAGAUCGAAAGUUUUGGAUAUGAGGCUGAGCGAAGGUUUUCGGAGAUAUGCGAGGAUGAAGAUGAGAACCCGAAAGAUUGGUAUUUCUUCAAAAGAUUCAAAAUGAAGCUGCAUGAUUUGAAAGUUCUCUCCGCAUCAACUCUCAUCGUAGAUGAGCAAAAUAAAGAAUUUCCAGCAAUUGAAGUCUUCUCCAAGUCUAUUCUUUGCCUGAAAACAAAGCUUCUCGACGAGUUGAAACGGAAAAAGACUCUUGUGCAGAUAGGCGACAUUUUAUUUGUGUUGACAGUUCCCGCCAUUUGGAGCGACAACGCCAAAGAUUUUAUGAGGCAAGCUGCAAGAAAGGCAGGCAUUGAUGAUAACAAGUUGCUCAUAUCUUUGGAACCAGAAUCGGCGUCACUGUUCUGUCAGUAUCUUCCCGUCGACCGGUUUACCAUUGGCGGUGAAGCACAGUGUGCAUUAGCAGCACCAGGGACUGUUUAUAUGAUUGUUGAUCUGGGUGGUGGCACAGCCGAUAUCACAGUGCACGAGAAACUCGAGAAUGGAAAGUUGCGAGAAGUCCACCGUGCAUGCGGGGGACCAUGGGGUGGGACAGCAGUCGACGCUUUCUUCAUUCAAGUGUUGUCAAACAUUGUGUCACCAUUAGGGAUGUCAGAGUUUAUGCGAGAACAUUGCGGUGACUACCUUGAUCUAAUGCAAGAGUUUGAAGUUAUAAAAAGAAAAGUUGACACUCCCUCAAACAAGACUUUCAACAUCAAAGUUCCAGUAACUCUCACGGAUGUGUCCGUUAAACACCUUAACAAGUCGUUCGCUGAAGCCGUGGAUUCUAGCAUGUAUGCAGGAGUAAUGAAGGUUACUGGAGAUAAACUGAAGAUGGAUUCGACAGAGGCGAAAGACCUGUUUCAGAAAGUCGUUGAUAAAGUAACUAUUCAAAUGCAGAAGUGUAUAGAUGAUGUAAGCAGGUUGACGUCGGGUCGUGCCAUUUCUUUGAUUUUGAUGGUUGGAGGAUUCUCGGAAUCCUUGUUUGUUCAGCAAACAAUAAAAAACAGGUUUGAGGGUGUUAAUGGGAUAACAGUUCUAAUACCAGAGGAAGCUGGCCUAGCUGUUCUUAAAGGUGCUGUCAUAUUCGGGAGGCAACCAGAGAGCAUCAUGUCCAGGAUUUUACGGUAUACAUACGGCGCUGAAAUCACACCUCCCUUUGAUCCAAAGAUCCAUGAUGAGAGUUUGAAAACUGCAGACGGCAAACGUUGUAAUAAAGUAUUCCGUGCGUUCAUUGAAAAGGGUACGGAGGUGUGUCAUGGUCGCCCUCUAGAAAACAUAUACCAUACCACAACACCUUUCCAAAAAUCAAUAAAACUAAAGAUAUUCAGCACUGAAAAUGACUCUAAGAUAAAGUACACCACAGACGAGGGGUGUAACUUUGUCGGAAAUUUGGAAAUGAAGAUAAAUCCAACAAAAGAAUUACAAGACCUGAAAGUGGAGUAUGUUUUUGGUGGUACAGAACUUUCAGUUAUAGGAACGGAAGUGAAGUCAAAGACGCGGUGUGAAACCACUAUCAGUAUGAAUAACUAGGUGUAAGACCACUAUAUUGACAUGCUUUAUGAACACAGUUAGUGACGCUUUGACAAUUAUUGUUUCCCUUUGCCAGUUAUGUCAUAUCGUUUAAUAUUUAUAAUACAAAAUGUACAUCUCAUGUUCGGUAUAGUUCAAUUUCUUAAGUGACUAUAAUCGGCAGAAUACGCCUAUCUCCGAUGUUGAAAAAUGAUCACGUGAUAGUAUCUUCCCAGUGUAGAACGAAAUGUAGUUUCGUCUUGUGCCUGUCCUGUUUUUGUUUGGCGUCCUGCUGAGCUCCUUGCCGGCAGUACUAUGUUGCUGGGUUGUGUGGGGGAUGCCUUCAUUCCUUAAGCUUGUUGAUCUUGUUUUUCAUAUACAUGUAUUAUAUUCCGAACAUCAACGUUAACGUGGCUUGUAUGCAUUUAAUAGACGAAUCACGACAUGACAUUAUUUUUUUAUUCACAUUUAUCUUAUUUUUUGUAAUAUAAGUUAAUAUGUACAAAUUGAUUCACAGAUGUCACAAUAAAUUGACAAAAUACUUAUUCCCUGAUUGAAUAAGACUUAAUUUUUUAAAGCACAUUGUAAGCUUUAGCUAAAAAAUUAAUGAGUGAUUCAAAUUAUGUCCUCGGAAUUCAAAGCGGAUAGAGCGUACGAAGUAUUCAUUUUCACUCUCUUAACAGCGUUCCAACUCCAUCAGUCGGUGACUGAAUAAAUCAGUCCUAUGCAUUGAACCAUGGUGAAAUCAGUUUUUUUAUAUGUAAAUUAUUUUUCAUUAUUCUAUUAUUGAUAUAGCCGGGAAUUUUAGUAUAGAAAUCAUACAAUUUGGCAGCCGGCUAUAGUCUUGCUUAACUGUAUAAACAAACUGAAUAUGCCAAAUGUUGUGGUGGACAUUCAAAGAGAUAAAAUGUCUUACUUCUGAGUCAAAUCUGUCGCUUUUUUAUUAAAAUAUCUUUGAGAUAACAACAUUUUUUUUAUUUCAAGUGUUUUAUCUGUUUGAAAUAGGCACAUAAUUGAUUACUUAAUGUGACAUUGCCUCUCAAAUGUUUAUAUACGGGUGCGAAAUUUGGGGUUAAAAAUACUGAACAUUUUAAACAGUUUAUUUAAUGGUAUACGCAUGCAAUCGUAUAAUAUUUGAAAUAAUAUGUGUUGUCCCAUGCAUGUUGUGGGGGUUUUUUUGUGGGGAAGGGGGGUCAACGGGUUCUUGCAUGUAACGUUUAGAAACCUGUUUUUUUUACAAAGCCAUUUGAAAUAUCUCACACUUAAUAAUAAAAGCAACGAUUUGGAUUGAUCUUUUCCUUUAAUGUUUUCAGAUUUUUUAUAAAUAACCGAAUAUUUUUGCUAGGUUUCUAUCAUUCUUCAGAAUUUCAUGACAUGGUUUUUUGUUGUAUUUUUUUGUUGUUUUUUUUAAAACACAUGGCAAAAUAGGAAAAUUAAACUGUUUUAUUCAUAACAUAAUAACAUAAGCAGUUUAUUACUUUACCGAAUACUCGGACUAUAGAUAUUAAGAAGAUGGUUUAAUAAUAUUUUUAGAAUUAAUUGCUUGAAUAUUAAUGUCACAUUGCAAUUUUCACAAAAUAACGUAAAAAUGUAACUCAUAGAGUUAGUACUUCCUUAUAAUUAAAAAUUGUGAUUAUUGUUUUUCACUAUAAAAUGUAAUCGUAAAGUAAAUUAUUAUUAGAAUUAAAAUUGAUUUUUGUUUAAAAUAUAGAAAAUUAGUAAAAACUAAUGUGUUGUUCACCAUUUAUAUGAAAAUAAAAGUAUUUAAACUAG
This is a messenger RNA of Ruditapes philippinarum (Manila clam), 3645 nucleotides long. Its product is annotated as heat shock 70 kDa protein 12B-like. Lineage: Eukaryota; Metazoa; Mollusca; Bivalvia; Venerida; Veneridae. The record is from RefSeq and is a predicted model, not a curated record. The transcript is spliced from 9 exons. Gene Ontology annotation, molecular function: ATP binding; ATP-dependent protein folding chaperone. Bases 115 to 1893 code for a protein of 592 amino acids.